Molecule: messenger RNA, 2191 nt
Organism: Rosa chinensis
Lineage: Eukaryota; Viridiplantae; Streptophyta; Magnoliopsida; Rosales; Rosaceae
Exons: 9
Coding region: 628-1992 (454 amino acids)
Source: RefSeq, a predicted model, not a curated record
GUAAAAUCGCUUCUAUUUGAGAUCGGUCGGAGAGAGACAGUGUAUAGCUUCCUUGGACAUGAUGAGCAGGUCUGGAGCUUUUGUGAGUUAAAGAGGAAGAACGCAGUACUACAACGAAUUGAUUGAGGUCCUAUUAUUUGUUAUGAUCUGGUUUGGAUUCAAUUUGAUUAUGAUCUGUAUUGUUAUGGAUUUUGAGGCAAUGGAAGAGUAUUGGGGAAUGAAGUGAUAUAUUUCAGGAACAAGGCUCUCAUGGUUGAGCCAACAAGGCAACAAGGCAUCAAUUUGCAGAACUGCUCAUGUUGUUAUCUUCACUUGCAAAUACCCCAUUUCCUCUGCCCUCAUCUGAAAUUGUCCCUUUUCUAGUUGGCAUUCUAGAGUCAGAUUCGAGCAAUGUCGAAACCAAACAGUGGGGUGCACUUCACAACCUAUCCACCAUGUUGGACAAUGCAGGAGAUUUAGAUUCCAAUGGCGUAGUGGACACACUUUUGAAAUUGUCCUCCGAUAAAGAAAUCUCUGAGAACGCUCUUGCAACAUUGGGGAACUUGGUUGUGACCUUAAUGGGGAAGAAGGCUAUGGAAGAAUCUUUUGUGCUUUUUCAAGCAGAGCGGAAAAAAAGAACCUGAUGAGAUGAGUCACCUAUAUGAGGAUGAAGAGGAUUACGAACAAAAUGGAUAUGACGAUAGUGAGACACAAGAUGUUGGUGGCGACUUUAAUAUUCAACAAGACGACGACAGCGAGACACAAGAUGUUGGUGGCAUGUUUCAUCAGCAAGAUGACAUCAAUGUUUCGUCAGAGGCGACUGGGGGAAUAAAGAAGCACCGUGGUCCAAACCAGAAGAAUUGGGCAAUGGAGGGUCGGGAAAAGCUCUUGUGGAAUCGUUUUGGACUUCCUAAGGGUCCACGAUUGAAGGUGGCAAGAUUCUCAAGAUUCUUGGGUAUUUUGGCAAAAGACUUUACACUUUUUCCAAUUAGUACACCUGACUACCGGAAUUUCAAUGCUAGUGACAAUCUUGAAAGGGCUUGGAAUCGUGUUAAGGAAACUAUUGAUUGGUCUAAUCCUUGGGUUGCAAGUUUGGAAGGUAAAAUCAAGAAAAGGGUGAAGAGCAAGUUAAAUGAACGGUGGAAGCAAUGGAAGUCUGAGUUGCGCAAAAAAUGGUAUAAACCAUUCAUGAACACACCACGUAGGUUUCAAAAGCCUAAUGAUGAUCGUGUAAAUGAGCGUCAAUGGAAAAUUUCUGUUGCAAACAUGGACAAGAAGAAGCAUCAGAGAAUAGCAAGCAUCAACAAAAGAAAUCGGUCUCAAAAGAAGAUGAACCAAUCAACAGGGACUCGAACAUAUGCAAAUGUCGCUCAUGAAUAUGAAAUUUCCCAUGGUAAAGAGCCAGAUAGGUGGGAGUUAUUUAAAUUAACUCAUCAAAGGAAAGGGUCCCAAGAACCAAUCGAUGCAGCAUCUGCAAAGGCAAUUGCGGAUUUUGAAGAGGCUGAACAAAAGAGGCUAAGCAUGAAUGUUGACAUCACUGCUCCAGAAAUCCGUGAAGAAAUGUAUGCUGAAGUUCUUGGUAAGGAGAAGGGGAACAGAGUGAGAGGUGUUGGAGCAGGGGUUACUUGGGAUGAAGUCCCUGGAAUCCAUGUUGAAGAGCGAGGAGUAUCAAGAGAAGUGAAACAGUUGCGAGAGCAAUUGGAAGAGCAAGCGAAAAAGGCACAAGAGAGAGAAGCACACAUGAUGGAGGAACUACAAAGCAAAAUGGCUGACCAAACAAAACGGAUGGAACAAUUGCUUGAAGUAAGAUGCGUAGAGAUGGCACUCCAAAAAAUGGGAGAGAUGUUUAAACAAUGCGGAAUAUCAGUGGAUACACAAGAAGAUGUCAUGCAAACAAUGUCUCAGUUUGCUCGUGACACGUCUCAAAGGCCGUCGACUGUUGUUUUUUCACCAGAUGAUGAUGUCUACCGUCCUACAAUGCCAUUUGAUUGCCCCAAUAUGCAAAUUGAUUAAUCAAGAAUCAUGCCCCUAUCAGCCAUUAUGCAACAAGAACGGGAGCUAAUCUUGUGGAGAUGGUGGUCAUUGCUUCAAGACUAUUAGGAUUUCAAUUCAAUGUCAUGUUAGGAUUUCAAUUCGGUACUAGAUUAGGAUUUGAAUUUGGCAUUUAUUUCAAAUUAUGUAGACCUUAUAAAUAACAAAACUAUUUAUGUAC